This is a messenger RNA of Schistocerca serialis cubense, 3120 nucleotides long. It is a transcript of the gene GatA, whose product is annotated as glutamyl-tRNA(Gln) amidotransferase subunit A, mitochondrial. The record is from RefSeq and is a predicted model, not a curated record. The transcript is spliced from 10 exons. The coding region runs from base 326 to 1933 and encodes 535 amino acids. NCBI's taxonomy places the organism in Eukaryota, Metazoa, Arthropoda, Insecta, Orthoptera, Acrididae. Gene Ontology annotation, cellular component: glutamyl-tRNA(Gln) amidotransferase complex; mitochondrion. Gene Ontology annotation, molecular function: glutaminyl-tRNA synthase (glutamine-hydrolyzing) activity. Gene Ontology annotation, biological process: mitochondrial translation; glutaminyl-tRNAGln biosynthesis via transamidation.
ACUCAUUUUAUUUCCCGGAAAAUAUCCCCCAGCCAAAAAAUUAGAAAAUACACUUUGUAUGUAAAUACAAUGGGAUGUUGCGUAGAUUUUGCAGUCCUCAAUUAGGCGGGGGAAACUCCGCUCAAGCAACGUCCAGCUAUAGCCUUCUAAAGGUGAAUCGAGACAUUCUUAGAUCAUAAACUCGCACGGUAUCUAAUGGCGGGCAUUUGAGAUUCAUGAGAAAGUGUAAACAGUUAUUCUGAAAUGUUAUGACUGGCUUGAGACUUACCGUCGUGUCAGGGGCGUAGUUGAUUUUGUUCUUCUAGUAUCUUGAGAUUUACCAAUAAUGCUCUCUCUGUCAAUUCGUCAGGUCUCUCAGUUUUUACGUGAUGGUUUAUUGUUGCCGAGCAGUUUGUGUGAGGAGUGCUUGGCAAGAUCACGACGCAUUGAAGAGCUUAACGCAUUCAUACGCAUUGAAGAAAAGUUGGCACGCGCACAGGCAUCAGAAUCGAAUAUUCGAUAUAAAGAUGGUUGUCCACAGGGUCCACUUGAUGGUGUCCCUGUAGCAGUAAAAGACAAUUUCUGUACGAAGAACAUAAAAACAACUUGUGCUUCAAGGAUGUUGCAAGACUUUUGCCCUUCAUAUGAUGCAACUGUGGUGCGGAAGCUGAAGGAAAGUGGUGCAAUCUUAUUGGGGAAGUGCAAUAUGGAUGAAUUUGCUAUGGGGUGUGGCACUGUAGAUUCACUCUAUGGUCCUACUAAAAAUAUCUGGCUUUCAAGAUUCCAAGGUGUAAAAAAUACUCAAGACAAUCCUUUGCAGCAUGAAGAGUUUGACAGUGGCGAUCAUGCCUCUUUCAAAAAACAAAGGAUUCGUGAGUUUCAUACAGUGAGCACCUUGACGAACGCUGCAGGUGGUGGUGAUGAUUGGCACAUAGCAGGUGGAAGCUCAGGAGGGAGCGCUGUCGCUGUAGCAAGUGGAGCUGUGUUUGCGGCACUGGGCUCAGAUACAGGUGGCUCUGUGCGCAAUCCUGCGGCAUACUGUGGCAUUGUAGGUUUUAAACCUACAUAUGGUUCGCUGUCGAGGUAUGGUCUCAUACCUCUUGUAAAUUCAAUGGAUGUGCCAGGCAUACUUACCAGAACAGUUGAUGAUGCAGUAACAAUGUUUAACAUUCUAGCUGGCCACGACCCAAUGGACUCAACUACAGUGCGUAAACCAUUUUUGCCAAUUUGUCUUCCUAAGGAUCUAGAUGUUAAGGGUCUGAGAGUGGGUGUGCCUGCAGAGUACCAUUGCCCUGGGCUGUCCACAGAGGUGCUGGCAGCAUGGACUGAGGUUGCAGAUUUACUGGAACAUAAUGGAGCAGUUGUUUCACAGGUAUCCUUACCACAUACACAGCUGUCAAUAGCAUGUUAUUCGGUUCUGAAUCACACUGAAGUUGCUAGCAACAUGGCUCGCUACGAUGGCAUCGAAUAUGGAUACCGGGCAAAUGAAAGCAAUUCAGCUGAAGCACUCUUCGCUGCUUCUCGCAGAUCUGGCUUUGGUGAGGUUGUUCGCAGCCGAAUUCUCUCUGGGAACUAUUUCCUUCUGAGAAGGAAUUACAACAAGUACUUCGUACAAGCAUUGAAACUGCGAAGACUGAUAGCUCAGGAUUUUGAACAGGUGUGGUCUUUGGGUGUUGAUGUGCUGCUGACACCAGUAACUAUGACUGAUGCUCCAAGGCACUCAGAAUUUGUCAAGCUGGACAAUAGACAACAAUGCAGUAGUCAAGACUAUUGCACACAGCCUGCCAACCUCGCAGGUUUACCUGCCAUCAGUGUUCCAGUGAAGCUAUCCAAAAAUGGUCUACCACUCAGUUUGCAGUUAAUGGCACCCAUGUUCAAAGAAGAUACGUUGUUUCGCACUGCUAAAUGGAUUGAAGAAAGUUUAAAAUUUCCUGCAGCUGAACUAGCCAUGUGAAACAAAUGCAGUGUUACAAAAAGAUUCAGCACCACUGUUCUUUGAUUUUUACUUUAUCCAUAAUGGAUAUGAGACAGAUACAUUUUCAUGGAACUGUCUGGUGUUGGUGAGGCUUUGGGAGCAACAGUGGGACUCGCUCACUGUGUUUGUCAAGAGGAAUAUGGCCUCCCUGGCUGGUGCCAACAGUCUUCGACAUCAAGAAGUUCGACCCAUGUACCACCUGGUCUUAACUUGGUUCAGCGGCUGUGUAACUGAGCAUCUGCAACGUUAGCACUGCUUAUCCAGCAAUGGUAUUGUUUGGCUGCUCCUGUCACAUAUCUGACCACCUGUCAGCUUCUGGUACACUGAACACCCAAAGUUCUUCACUUCCCUCUUUAGAAUUCCCCAGAGCUGUGUGAAGGAAAUUUAAAUUAUUCUCUGUGAAAUAAAUGAUGGACACACAAACUAUGAACAAUUUCUCCGCUCUUGAUGUAUUCUAACCAGGAUAAUUACACACACACACACACACACACACACACACUUAACAGUCCUGAAAUCACACCAAAUAAUUUCCAACAUAAAAUUGUGAUGUAAUUCUGGUGUUCCCUUGCAAACAUGUAUGAUAGUAAAUUUCACAAAGUGUUUGAUAUAUAUUUUGUCAGUGUUAACAGCCAAACACAUUUAAAUGUACAUAUGUAUUAUUUGUCAACUAUUUAUUGAACACUGGAUUCCUUAGGUUGACAUCAGGAGACUCAAAAUACUUGCAGGUUUAAGGGAACAAUCCAAUACUUAUCUGGGUACCUGUCGUCGAAACAGUGAAUGAUGUAAAUUGUUUUAUCUUGUAGCUCCUCCACUAAGGUUCCCUUCGUUGCAGUGUCAAGCAAUUUGUGACGUGCUAACUACAGAAAGAUUUAUGUGAAAUAAAAAAAUUAACUUCAAAAUAUUUAUUACAGAAAUUUCAGCAUAACGAAACUCGGUCUUGACAUCGCAUAAUCUGAUGCAAACAUGUGUGGAUACCACCACUGAUACUUAUAUAUAGUUACUAUAAUGAAGGUCAAGUUCAUGCCUUUUUAUUUGAGGACAUUUCAUAAAUUAUAAGUAUAGUUUCACAUUCCUGGACAGCUGAUAAAUAAUUCCAGAUUUGUUUUUGUAUGGACUUCCAUGUGCGAUGAUAAUUUAACAGAAAUACAUUUACUAACUUGCACAAA